AUGGUCAGAAAACUCAAGUACCACGAACAAAAACUCCUCAAGAAAGUCGAUUUCUUGAAUUGGAAACAAGAUGCAAAUCUACGCGAAAUAAAAGUCAUGCGGAGGUACCAUAUCCAAAACCGCGAAGACUACACAAAAUACAACAAGCUAUGUGGUUCGCUGCGAUCCUUCGCCCACCGAAUAUCCUUGCUCCCCGCCCAAGAUCCAUUUCGCGCAAGAAUGGAGGCCCAACUUCUCUCCAAACUAUACGAUAUGGGCGUUCUGAACACCAUGGCAAAACUCAGCGACGUUGACAACAAGCUUACCGUGUCUGCUUUCUGUCGUCGUCGACUGGCCGUAUAUAUGUGUAUGUCCAAAAUGGCAGAAACCGUCAGCGCUGCUGCCAAAUUCAUCGAGCAAGGCCACGUCCGUGUCGGACCCGACACAAUAACCGAUCCUGCAUUCCUAGUAACAAGACACAUGGAGGACUUUGUUACUUGGGUCGAUACGUCCAAACUGAAACGCACAAUAAUGACCUACAAUGAUGAGCUUGAUGAUUUCGACUUGCUAUAG
Molecule: messenger RNA, 552 nt
Organism: Mycena indigotica
Lineage: Eukaryota; Fungi; Basidiomycota; Agaricomycetes; Agaricales; Mycenaceae
Product: S4 RNA-binding domain-containing protein
Exons: 6
Coding region: 1-552 (183 amino acids)
Biological process (GO): rRNA processing
Cellular component (GO): Mpp10 complex; small ribosomal subunit; small-subunit processome
Molecular function (GO): snoRNA binding; rRNA binding; structural constituent of ribosome
Source: RefSeq, a predicted model, not a curated record